Messenger RNA from Notodromas monacha, 3210 nucleotides. The record is from the annotation of a GenBank genome assembly. NCBI's taxonomy places the organism in Eukaryota, Metazoa, Arthropoda, Ostracoda, Podocopida, Cyprididae.
AUGGCGAGUCGUGGAAUUGUGAAGAGUGAGACAAUCCGUGCGAGGUUUUGUUCUGUGGCGGGUCUAGCGAAGGACUAUUGUGGUGCGAUGAGUGUGGACUUGGGUCCAGAACCAGGGUUGUUGGAUGAGGUGUUGAAAUAUGGGCUUUACUUAGGAGCUAUUUUCCAGCUAAUCUGCAUCGCAGCUGUCAUUCUUGUACCCUUCAAUUCGUCGCUCUCUGCUUAUUCUCAAAAGGAUUACGACUCUGGUGAAGACGAAGGAUCUGAUCAAGGCACCCCAUCUUCUGGCCAAGGAUUUCGAGAACGCGCUUUGAAGCUCUCACAAGAAUCGGACGUCUCCUUGCUGCCUGAUCUCAUCUCCUCGCUUUAUUCCCUCAUCUCUGAUCGGUUCGAGUUCCCGGAACUCGAGUCAUUCGCCAUAAGAAAUGCCAUUUGGUCCAAGUGUUUCUCAGUGAUGAGAGACGGAUCCGAGAAGGACCGUGUAGCCGCUUUGGACCUCGUUCGGGUGCUGAGCCGGGACAAGGCUGAUUUAGACGAGAUAAUCACCAAGCACCCUGAUUACGUUCGCACUCUAACGUCUUAUGCCGUGUUGGAUAAGAUCUCGGCCGUAAAUCCCUCUGAUAUCCCGGUGGUCGAGGCCGCUUUAAAAGUCUUGGGGCUGAAUGUCUUGGAGAGAAUGCUGGAGGAUGUGGUGAAGGCGGGAGAGGAGUUGGGUGCCAUGAAUCCGGAAAAGGAGCCGCUUGGGUCGCUGGAUAUCUUCGCGAGCCCGAGGUGCAUUGUGACGUCUGCGGAUGCGGAUUUGGUUUGCAUCGCAUUGCAGGUCUUGUACAAUCUGACGCUCACGCCGGAUCCUGUGGUGGAAGACCUUCAAGUCGUAGACAGGUUGGUGGGACUCAUUCGAAAGCUCCUGCUCUCCUCGCCUGAAACGGAUCACAGCAAAAAGCUCUCACUCGUCACUCACGUCUCCAACUUGCUCUGCACUGUCCCACCUGCGUGUUUCCAGCGUUUGAUCACCGUCGGCUGUUCCAAUGGUGCCGCCGGGGAUACCCAACUCGAAUCAGACCCAGAAGCCAUGAAACCCGUCGCCAUUCUCCUCGCCCAUCUCGACGCCCGUCUGGCCGACUCUGCCACUCCUGUCGACUCACUCGUCCCGAUCCUCGUCGGUAUGAGCCGCAUGGGCAAAGCAAACAGUUUCAUCAGGAAAUACAUGCGUAACAGCGUUUUACCGCGGUUGCGUCGCAGCGACGUGAUGCGCAAGCCCGAAGAAGGCAAUACUUUGCGGAACAGACUAGUGCGACUGCUGACUCAUCCUAGCAUCAUGUUGAAAGAAGCCUCGGCCACAUUUUUGUUCAUGUUGUGCAAGGAAAAUGCCGGGAGAAUGGUCAAGUACUCUGGACUCGGAAACGCUGCGGGAAUGCUGAGUUUGAGAGGCCUGAUGGGCGGUGCGAGGUCGGUGGGUGCCGAAGACUACUCCCCGGACUCCUCUGACUCGGACACUGAAGAAUACAAGGACGUGGUGGAGAGUAUUAAUCCGGUGACGGGUUGCUUCGAGCCGCCAAGGAGGAGUGCGACCGAUGGCAUGACGGAUGAGCAGAAGGAAGUUGAGGCCAUGCGGUUGAUUGGUUCGAUUGAGAAUAUGAUCCUGGCGAAAAUCCCAGAAGUGGGCGUUCGGAUCGUAGUGAAAGAAAUUCACUUCGGCACAGUGAAAUACGUCGGUCCUGUUUGUGCCGAUGCUUCUAACGCAACCUGGCUUGGCGUCGAAUGGGAUGACCCAACCCGCGGCAAGCACGACGGAUCCAUCGGAGGCCAGCGUUACUUCCAAACUUCAUCCCCGAAAUCCGGAAGUUUCAUCAAACCCCAUCCAUCCAUCAAGCUCGGAAUCGAUGUCACCGAAGCAUUGGAGGAGAAAUACUGCGGUAGCGAAACUAAUCCCGGAGAAGCCGAACUAGUGGAAGUGAGCACGGCAUUGCACGCAUCGCUAUACGAAACCGUGGGAUUUGAAAAGAUCAAUGCGAAGCAAAAGGCCUUGAAGCAAGUUUCUGUGAUCGAACUGGUGAAUUGCCGCGUUGGCCACGGGAAACUUUCCGGGGAUAAACUCCCUGUCGCCAAAGUGCUCAAUCUUUCGCAUAAUCUCAUAUCAUCUUGGAAAAUACUCCGUGGGAUCGUUGCUGACUUGACUAAGCUUCGCGUCCUCGACUUGCGGGGAAAUCGUUUGACGUGGGAACCAGGUGUCGUUUUCCCGCUGGUUCAAGAACUCGAUGUAUGCAACUGUAAUCUAACCUGGACCGAUUUUCUCAGAAUCGGGGAGAUGUUCCCGGAUCUUCGCGAACUCGGUUGCGACGAUAAUCGAGUGUCUCCUGAUCCCCGUGAGAGUGAAAUUCUGAAGAGAUCGUUCCCGAAAUUAGAAAUGGCCUCGUUGUCGCUGAACCCAAUCUCGAAAGCGGAACAUUUCAAAGUCUUGGGGUCGCUACCAAAGUUAACCUCAUUGCGUGUUAUGAACGUUGGUCUAACAUCCGUGAAACUUGACGAAGACUCGUUCCCGUGUUUGGAAAGCUUGAAUAUAUCCGAUAAUCCGAUUGACUCUUGGGAAAGUGUUGAUGAACUCGGAAAGGUGCGAAGUUUGAAAAGCCUGAGACUGCGAUUGUGUCCGGUGUUAACACAAGAAUCGGAUGGUACUCUGUCUCAUUUAUCGACUUGCUCUAUUCUGGCGAGAGUUCUUCAGCUCACGAAGCUCAACGGUACAGUUUACCCUGCGCAAGAGAGGCACUACGCUGAGUGGGACUACUUGAGGUUGAACGCUCAUGCGUAUUACGCAUCUCUGGAGAGUUCAUCGUCGAAAGAUAAAUUCCAGCGAGAACAUCCAACUUUUGGGAAACUGAUUCAAAAGCACGGCGAGCCACCAAACGUGGCGCGGGAGAAAACCAGCGCCUUGAGUGAUCGUUUAAUGGAACUUACGAUUGUGACACCAGAUCGAGGAUUAGAUAAUCCAAUUAAGCGCAAACUGCCGUCUGAUAUGGCGAUCGGGAAGCUAAAAAGUUCAUUGGCGAGGAUUUGUGGAAAGCAAGCUGGGCAUGUUUCUUUGCUGGUGUGUCCGGAAGGGGCGAACGUGAGAGAUUAUUUGAAGGAGCACAACAGUGAGGCUCUUUUGGAGAAUCGUGCGUUGAAUUUUUAUUUGAAUCCCGGCGAUGUGGUCGUUCUCAGGUGGUCUUGA